AUGAAUGCCUCUUAGUUGCUUAAAUCUCAGAAAAAUAUGCAGGAAAACCACUAGUAUGACAUGCAAGGAAGCAUUUUUACUUCAAUAUAUUAAAAGAUUCACGAUAGCCCAGAGAUUCUUGCAGACUUUACCUCUCUUUAUACAAAUAACCAUGAAAAUCAGACUAAAAACUUUGGCCAAGGUAAAAAGUCAGAGGAUUUAGCAAAUAAUAUCCUUAUAAGUUCAAAUUUUUAUGACCAACGAAUUUAUGAUAAGUUUAACAUGUCAGUUGAUGAAGAUCUAAAUCAAUUGGGGAUGGCUUCAUUUUAGAAUGGCUAGUAUCAUAGAGGUGAAAUAGAUAAAAAUAAAAACAUCUCUAAAUUAUAACUUGAGCUAAAUAACAACAUUAACAUGCACAGUGACAGUGGUAAUAAGAAAAAUAAUUAGCUUUCGCCUAAUUAAAAGAAAUAGAUGCUAUCAAUGAGCAAAAUAAUUAAAAACAAUUCAGUUUAAAAGGAUGCAGAGUCUAAGCCAAUCAAAAGUCGGAGGAAGAAAAGUUAAGAAAGGAAUAAUGGGCCAAUAAAUAAUAAUAAUGGAAAUGCUUGUAUUAAAUAAAGCAGUAAUGGAAAUAUAAAAGUACUUCUGAAGAAAAAUAACUCACUUAAAUAGAUAAAUCCAUAGUAACAACAAGCACUUAAGAUUUCGAAAGAUUAGAUAAUAAAUCCAACACUUAUCAUCAAACAAUAAAAUUAUAACUCUAACGGAAGUAAUACUAAUAUCUAAAUACCUUAAAAUUAGCAGUAAUAAAUUGCUUUGAAUACCAGAUCAAGAUCACUUUCAAAUAGCAAGCUACUUAAGAAAAAAUCAUAAACUUAGGGAUAAGAUGGCACAUUAACGGUAGAAGAUGCUCAAAAUACCCAAAGGACGAAUUCAAAAGAUAAAAAUCUGAUUGGAAAUAGCUUUAAUUAAUAAAUGAACUGCAGUACAUAGGGUGUAUAGAAAGUUAGAUGUAAAUCUAGCAAUAAGGCUAAUAUAUAGAAUGGUAUAGAAGAAUAGUAACCAGGACAACCAUAAAUUAAUCAAUAGAAUUCCAGUAAGAUUUUAAUGUUUAAAACCAAUAAUGAAGAAAGUAAUGCUAAAGUAGCAGCUUUAAAAAGUAUUAUCAAGCUUUCAUCAAAUACCAAUACUAAUUAUAUGCAGUAAAAGUCAUCUUAGGCAUCUUAGGUGAACAGAAAUCAUAGCAAAGAAAACAUAUAGAACUAGUCUCAAACUCAAACCUAAAAUGCUCUUUAAUAUAAAUAGAUUUCCCAAAAAUUUAAGUUGAAUGAUGCAGCUGGGUAAGGCUAGUUUGUUUAAAAAUGUGCUUCAGCUAAUUAAAACAAUAAAAAGCCACCUCAAUAAUAGCAAUAGUAAUACAUGCAAAGAAUAUCAUCAUCUAGAAUAACAACGUAGCCGAAUAUGAACUAUCAUACUCAAUUGAAGACAGGUAAAGAUGGUCAAGUUAUUAGUGGGCAGGAUUUGAAAGCACCUGUCAGUUUACAGGACAAUAUAUAAUCACAGCAAGUAAAAAUAAAUAUUAACAGUGGCAAUUCUAGUAAUAUCAUUAGUUAGGAUAAUAAGGAUAACUCAUCUUCUCUUAAAAUGGGAAAUGGCCAAGUAAAUAUUAGAAAUAUCAAAGUAAACAACUAGUAAUUUCAAAAAAUGCAAGAUUAGCAAUAAUAAUUUUAAGACCCUAUUGCCUCUAUAAAUGUUGCAUCAACAAAUAGAGCUCAAAUGGUUCACAAACAAAAAAUGCAUUAAAUCCUACUUAAUUAGCAAAGUAAAAACCAAAAUUAGCAAAGCUACACUCAAUUGAUUUCAAAGUAAAAGAUAAGUAGAAAUGCAAUAAAUUUAGUCGUGACCUGUGAGGACGGUAGUGGGUCAUCAAUUAAUAAAAAGUAAGAGUCGAAACCAAAUCUUAAUGUCUAAAACAAUAUUAUAUCUGGAGGAGUAUUCAAUCAGAAUGAGAGUUUUAGAGCAAAUGAAUUUAAUGUUAGAGAUUAAUUUUCAAGGAAAAAUAGCACACUUAGUAAUGGUUCAGUUUAAACCUAAAUCAAUACAAUGUAAAAGGAACAGUUCCUAGGAAGUAAUUUUAACUCAGAGAAUCAGACUUAAAAGAAUAAUCAUUCAAAGGACCUUAUAUCUAGAAUGUAGAACACUUCCUAAAUAACUUGUAACACAGGUUUAUAAGAAUCAAAUAAAACAGGUAGCAAAAAUCAAAAUCCAUAACAGUUGAACACUGCCAACAUUAAUUAACAGAAGAGAUUAAGCCAAAUGAGUGAUGAUAAAAAAGGUAAAAAGCUAAACUUUUAUAAUCAAAUGAGUCCAACUUCAGACAUUCUAAGUCAACUGAAAGAUAGCCAAAUGAUUUCUGCUUUUAAGAAUUCUGAAGACGAUUUUUGUUUAGAGGACGAAUCGAUCGUUAUAAUUUAAGAAGAUUAGCUAAGGAUUCCAUUGAGAUCUAGUAAACAAUCCUAAUAAUAAUCAGACAAAGUUUUCCUAUUCGAUUAGCCAUCAAUUACAAAAAAUGAAUUUUAACCAUUAUUAUCUCAGCAUACUAUAAAUCCUCUGGAUAGUUAUGACUCAGAAAAGAGUGUUUUUAAGAAAAAGCACGAAACAUCCGUAGUCGAGUAAGAAUCUCUCGUUACUUAAAUCAAAACUUAGCUAAUGAAAAUUCAUUUCUAACAAGCUUUUUAAGGCGACACAAAACUGAAAAGAAGGAGAAAUACUAAUGGUAAAGACUGUCAUACUAUGAGAGAAGGUGGAAACAAAAUAUUCCCAACAGACAUUGAUUCGAGUAGUAAACAAAGUCUGUAAGGAAGUGGAACGUUUUAUUUUGAACCAUAAUUUGAUGAUCUUUCAUUUGAAUUAGAUACCUGCAAUCAAAUAAGAGUACCAAAAAACUUGAACCAGCCUAUUAAUGAAGCAAGAAUUAUGUCUUUGCCGGAUGAUUGUGAAAUUUAUCAAGAAUUUAUAGACCCAAUUACUGGAAAAGUUAAAUUCAAAAUAGAUCAAAAGACAGUCACUAUUUUGAAUUAGAGUGUAAGAAAGGCUAUAAUUCUUAAACCUGAGAAUCUAAUUGUCUAAUAAUCAGUCUAAGAAUUUAAAGACCCAUUAUUCGGAAGGUUAAAAUCUGAUUAUGAAAGUAAGUAUGAGGAAAAAUAAGAUGAAGAGAUCAUUGAAAGAGAAAUAGAAACCACAAUGAAUUUUAUUCCAAAUUGUGCAAACAAUACAAAUAAUACCAAUCAGAGUUAGAUUUUUAGAGAGUCACUUUGUAGCAGUAAUAAUUAUUCAUUGAAUACCUUCUUAAGUGAAGAGGUUUCUAUCAAUAGUAAUUUAUUUUCACAGGCUUUGCAGAAUCAGGGUAGUUAAAUAGCGAACGGUAUUAUGAGUUAUGCAACUGAAAAGUUAUGUGUGAGAGAGGGGGAUCCUCUAUUUUUGUUACCUAGACUAAAUGACAAUUUUUAGGCCAUGCUAAAGCCAGCUAUAUUGAAAAAAGAGCCAGAAUGGUGGUUCGGUAAUGAACUAGCUACAUUGGGCUCAUUUAAAAAUGAUAUUGAACCAGUCCUGGAAACAUUCAUUUUCUGA
Messenger RNA from Stylonychia lemnae, 3606 nucleotides. NCBI's taxonomy places the organism in Eukaryota, Ciliophora, Spirotrichea, Sporadotrichida, Oxytrichidae. The record is from the annotation of a GenBank genome assembly.